This is a messenger RNA of Eruca vesicaria subsp. sativa (arugula), 1670 nucleotides long. NCBI's taxonomy places the organism in Eukaryota, Viridiplantae, Streptophyta, Magnoliopsida, Brassicales, Brassicaceae. The record is from the annotation of a GenBank genome assembly.
CUUUCCUAUCAAUCUGAUUAAACAAAUAAUCUUGUCGCGUCAAGACUUAAAAAUCCAUUACAAAUCUUGUAUAUUAAUACCAAGGUCGUCUCUCUUGUCUGUAAAUCAAAUCCUCAAUAAUUAAAAACAAAGCAAACGAAAACCCCCUUGAAACUCUCCUAAUCUCACAAGAACAUCACAAGAUCAAAGAAACCAAAGGAUCCAACUAAAAUAAAAAUGAUGAGCCCAGUUAGAUCUUCAUGCCCUUUGCCAAGAAAAUCAAGAAAAUCGAGCAAGAACCCUUAUUCAAAUCGUGGACUUGACAAAUUCUCUAAGCUUCUCUCUGAGCUCGACGAGAAGAGACAGAGUAUCUACUCCAAGAAGCUAGAUUCCGGUGGCCCGCCUCUUGUCCGGUUCGUGUUCACAAGCUCCGGCGAGUGUGUCCCCGUCGUGAUCAAAUCAUCUUAUCUUCAUAAACAGUGGAAGACCAAAGAUGUUGCUGCUGCUGCGGUUAAAGUCAAAACAGUGGUCAACGAAUCGAAAACAGAGGAGACGAAGAAAACAGAGCCUGAAACAGAGGAGAAACAGAGCUGUGUUUUGAACGAGAAUCUGAAGAAGAUCACGAGACCGAACCGGUUCUUUCCCGUGACUGUGAUCUUGGUUCUUGUUUUCUUGGCUUUAUUUGGGAGAUCUGUUGCGAUUAUGUGCACCUGUAUUGCUUGGUACUUGGUUCCAAGUUCCAACGAUCAAGGAACAAAGCGGAAACAGAGGAUCUUACUCAUACGCUAUGAAGAAGAAAGAUUUCGCUAGGAAAUUGAGUAUUGAAAACAGAACAUCGUUCAAUCCAAGAACUGUUCGUAAUCAUUCUCCUAGCAAGUAGAACUUUUGUUUUCUCGUGAAAAUACCGCGUGACCGAGCAAAAACGUUAUUUAGUUUAUUUCUUGUUACGUUUAGUAUUGUCUGUUUCUUUCAUAGUUGUUAAUUUUGAGACAGCUGAAUUAUCAGAAAAUUGUGUAAAUAUGCAAGUGGGCAAUGUUCUACAUAUUAUCUGCUGCCUACUGGGAACAUAGCUGAUAGCUUGAACAUAUAUAUCAAAAUACUAUAAUAACUAAAAAGACUGAUGAUGAUAAUAUCUAUAUUAUAAUAGUAUAUUUUCUAGGCUCCACAGCGCACCACGUCAGCAGUUUUGUGAGUCCCGUAGAUAUUUUUAAACACUCAUAGUCUUGGUAAGAUGAUUACAAACAAUGAAAUACACUUUAGCCAAGUGGUAUAAGAUGUCUAAUUAAGUUUGCAAGAUCGUGGAUUCAAACCACGUAGCUAUCAUGUAUUUUUGAUUUUUUUUAUUUGAGUUAUUAUCAUAUGGGCUUUUUGUUUAUAAGGUUUUUAUGUAUUUUUGGGCUUAUUUUUUUAAAUAUCAAAAUAGUUGGAUAAACCCUAAAUCUUAACAAGUUCAAACCCAAAAUAGUUAAAAAUGAAUCGCAAACGAACAAUAAAAAAACAAAAAAAAAGCAAGUCUCACGCGGUUGCCUACGCGGAUGGCUUAAAAAAACUUAAAACUAUCCUAUUAUAAUAUAGCUCAACAUAAAAAUAAUUAAAAAUAAAUCCAAAAACGAACAGACCAAAAAAAAAAAAGUGAAUUCCACGCGGGUGCCUACGUGGAUGGCUUAAUAAGGCUUGAAUAAUAUAGAUUA